Molecule: messenger RNA, 1197 nt
Organism: Coprinopsis cinerea okayama7#130
Lineage: Eukaryota; Fungi; Basidiomycota; Agaricomycetes; Agaricales; Psathyrellaceae
Product: alcohol dehydrogenase IV
Exons: 7
Coding region: 19-1197 (392 amino acids)
Cellular component (GO): mitochondrion
Molecular function (GO): alcohol dehydrogenase (NAD+) activity; metal ion binding
Source: RefSeq, a predicted model, not a curated record
CUCCCCACUCGCACUAGAAUGUCAACCCUAGAUGACUCCUUUCCCACUGACCCCUUGAGUGGGUUUUACGGCUGGACGGACACUCUCAAGGGUGUCUAUUAUGGCCCCGGGUCUGUUAAGACUGCUAUUCCUAAGCUGUUGAAGACCCUGAAGGUCAAGAAAGCGCUGGUCUUGACUGGGCGAACAUUGAAUGAUAAGACUGAUGUCGUUAGGAAGGUCGAGAAUAUCCUGAAGGAACACGAUGCCUAUGGGGCGACCUUCUUUGAGAUCGGGGAACACACCCCAAUUGCGGGUAUCCGGAAGGGCAUCCAGGCGUAUAGAGACAACGGAUGCGACCAUAUCGUGGCCGUUGGCGGAGGAUCGCCUGUUGAUGGAGCCAAGGCGAUUCUGUACAACAUUCAGCUUGCAGAUGGAGGCCCUACCCCUCCACAGAUUGCCAUUCCGACCACUCUUAGUGCUGCAGAAUAUAGUAUUGGUGCAGGAUUUACGAAUGACGAAGGACACAAAGUCGCAGUAUCCUCCCAGGAUUUGGCCCCUGCUGGGAUCAUCCUGGAUGCCGAACUCACUUUGGCCACCCCCGAACGUCUCUGGUUGUCCACUGGUAUCAGAUCCUUGGAUCACGCUGUGGAGAACCUUUAUAGGCCACUCGUGACUAUCCCAUCCAAGGCGCUCUGCUACGCAGCUCUGAAGGACUUGUUCAAGUACCUUCCCGAGUCCAAGAAAGACCCCACCAAUGUCGCCGUUCGUCAACGCUUGCAGAUUGCCUCCUGGAUGAGUCUUUGGCCCAUGAAACUGGAGCGGUACAGUGCCCUUGGAAUCUCCCACUCCCUCGGACACAAACUGGGAGCUCGCUAUUCGAUCCCCCAUGGCAUCACAUCGUGCCUGACUCUGGCCCCGACAGUCGCGAUGAAGGCGGAGGUUGGGUCGCAGCAGGACAAAGAAUGGCUUGCCGAGGCUCUCUUUUAUCUGCGCGAGCCAUCCACUGGAUCCUUGGAGGGCGAUGUUCGCCGCCUGGCUACCUUAAUCAACAAUCUUGUGAAGGACCUCGGCUUGCAAACCACACUGGAGGCGUACAAGGUUCCGCGAAACGAGUUGGAAUCGGUUGCCGAGGGUGCCCUUGGGACGCAAAACCAGAAUUAUGAGUUAUCGCGGAUCGUGCAAUUGUUGGAGUCGCUAUAUACGCCUCUAGAGCUCUGA